Messenger RNA from Aedes albopictus (Asian tiger mosquito), 5979 nucleotides. RefSeq lists its product as uncharacterized. Gene Ontology annotation, molecular function: zinc ion binding; nucleic acid binding. Lineage: Eukaryota; Metazoa; Arthropoda; Insecta; Diptera; Culicidae. Gene Ontology annotation, biological process: DNA integration. The transcript is spliced from 5 exons. Bases 376 to 5979 code for a protein of 1867 amino acids. The record is from RefSeq and is a predicted model, not a curated record.
ACCGCAAGUCUAUUACACCAGUGCCGAAAGGGUGAAGACCAACAGCGGACAAUAGAUGACAGCCGUCAUCGAGAGCGCUAUUGUUACGCUGUCACCGAUCGUUGUACAUGAGGAAGAAAUUGAUGUGUCAAUGCUGAACGGCAUGGUUGUGAUUCGGUAGUUAAGAAUUUCAUCAUAAAUCGUUUAUUUUCAAUAUAUUGCAUACUACUCGAAUUAAUCUGCCGUUGCAACGCACUAUAUGCACCGAAUUGUUGUAAUAAGCUAACCCUAUUCGUAAACCAAGAAGCACUAAAUUCUUUGAAGCGGAAUAAACACAGCUGUCAAAUCUUAGUGCGAGGGUUUUCAUUACCGCAACAAUUCUUCAAAGAAUUUAAUAUGCCCAGAUCGAAGGAUCCACCACCCCCGCAGGGCGACGAAGUGAUCUGUAUGACCUGCAACAGGCUCGACGUGACCGGUAACUUCGUCCAAUGCGAUGCCUGUGAUGCUUGGUGCCACUUCACAUGUGCCGGAGUUGAUGCAUCAGUGAGCGAACGCGUGUGGGUGUGUGGCAAAUGCCGUGCUGCACCCAGCAUAUCUGGAAAAAGCGGCUGCACGAGCAAAACCGGUUCAUCGUUGGCUCGGGAGCUCGAGCGUCUGAAGCAGCAACAAGAGAUUGAGCUGAAACGUGCGAACCUGGUCAUGCAAAUGAAGUUUCUGGACCAGCAACAGGAACUCUUGAAUAAAGCGGUACCAGAAGAGGAAGCCAGGGAUAAAAUCAGCAACGUUGAUCAGGAGGAGCAUACGCGGCGAACGCAGGAGUGGGUAAAUCAAACCGAUGGCGACAAGGAAGAAGGCGCAGUAGGAGGCAUCCCUCUACAAGCUGCCUCUCUAGCAGACCACGGUAAUCAACCACUUCAAUCAGUGCAGCCUGGUGCAGCGAAACAAAUUCCUGGAACAACGGACCGGUCACCGGCCCACAACGAGGUAGCAGAGCUACGGGCCCAGCUGGAGAUCUGCAUGAAGCGUAUGGAAGAAGGGUUUCGCAUCACGCAACAGACGAAAUCCCAACCAGCACCAUUGGUACUUCCAUCAGCCGUCCAGUCCGUAGGGGAUACAGGUACCAUUCCCAAAUCGUACCCAAUCCAAACGGAACAAACAGAAAACCAGAUUGAGCCACCGCUAGGUCUUACCGCCCAGCAGCUUGUAGCGAGACAGUCAUUGGCCAGAGAUCUUCCAACAUUCAGCGGAGACCCAGCUGAGUGGCCAAUCUUCAUUUCCAGCUACAAUUAUACAACGGCAGCAUGCGGUUAUACGGAUGGAGGAAAUAUGAUACGUUUACAGCGUUGUUUGAGAGGAAGUGCACUGGAGAGUGUGAGAAGCCGUCUAGUGAUACCGUCUACCGUACCUCAAGUUAUCGAUGCUUUGCAAAUGCGGUACGGGCGCCCGGAGCUUCUUAUCAAUGCGCUUCUUCAGAAGGUGCGGUCGAUCCCGGCGCCUAGAGCCGACCGCCUCGAAGGACUCGUCGACUAUGGCACAGCGAUACAAGCGUUGUGCGAUCAUAUCGAGGCAGCGAAUGAAGUCAGUCAUCUGGCGAACCCGACGCUACUGCAGGAACUGGUGGCUAAGCUGCCAUCGGAUCAGAAGAUGAUGUGGGCCGGUUAUCGACGAGGUGUUGGUCACGUGGACUUGCGCACCUUCUGCAACUACAUGCAACAGGUCGUCGAGGAUGCCACCAGCGUACUUUCAUUUGAAGCGGAUGGAAGGCGUCAUGCCGGGAAGGAGUACGGACGAGAGAAGACGAAGCAGAAAGGAUUUCUCAACUCGCACACCUCGGACCAGGAUAGAACGUUCGAAGCACCCGCUUCGAGGUCAACCGACAAAAUUGAAUGUGGGAACUGCGGAAAAAUGGGACACCGCAUCCGAGAAUGUCGUGAAUUCAAGUCGCUCAGCGUGGAUAACCGUUGGCGAAAAAUACGUUCGUUAGGGAUCUGCCAGAACUGCCUGUUUAGGCAUGGCCGACGAUCGUGCCGAACAAAUACACGUUGCGGAAUUGACGGUUGUGAAUACCGACAUCACCCUCUUCUGCACUCGGCUCUACGGCCCUCAACUACGAUUGUCACACAGGUAGCGGACAAUCAUACGCAUCGUCGAGUGACAUCGAGCAUUCUCUUCCGAAUCAUUCCGGUUACUCUAUAUGGCGAGAAAGGAAUAGUAAAUACCUUUGCGUUCUUCGAUGAAGGAUCGUCUGUCACGAUGGUCGAGGAGAACUUGAUGGCCAAGUUGGGUAUCACCGGGAGUCCAGCGCCACUCUGUCUACGGUGGACGGCCAACACAUGUCGCACGGAGAAAAAUUCUCAGAUCGUGUCGAUUACCAUAUCCGGCGAAGAUAAGCAGCAAAGGUACAAACUAGUUGGAGCUCAAACGGUUGAAUCUCUCAAUUUGCCGCGGCAAAGCUUCCAUUACGACAAGGCUGUUAAACGUUUCGAAUAUCUGAAGAAUCUCCCGUUGAGAAGCUACGAGAAUGCUACACCCAGGAUUCUGAUUGGAGUCGACAACCUACAGCUCGCCGUUCCCUUGAAAGUCCGCGAAGGAGAUCGAUCCGGCCCCGUUGCAGCAAAGACCAGACUUGGAUGGUGUGUCUACGGCCAACAGAAGGAAGGAGAUAAGGGUGCCUACUGUUUUCAUGUCUGUGAAUGCACCCCCAACGAGGCACUCCAUGAGUCGGUGAAGCGGUUUUUUGCAGUAGAGGAAGCAGGAUCUUCAAAACCCAUCCUUUCGGUGGAAGACCAGCGAGCCCAGCAGCUUCUGCAGAGUACGACGCGAAGAGUUGGUGAACGAUACGAGACAGGACUACUGUGGCGGACGGACUAUGUGGAACUGCCGGACAGCUAUCCCAUGGCGGUCAGUAGGAUGAAAUGUUUGGAACGGCGUAUGGACAAGGAUCCGAGUCUGAAACUGAAAAUUCUCCAGAAGGUGCAGGAGUAUGUGGAUAAGGGAUACGCCCACGUAGCAACAGAAGACGAGAUAGCCAGUGCUGACCCGAGGAGAGUCUGGUUUCUUCCAUUGGGAGCUGUCACAAAUCCCAAAAAACCGUCUAAAGUGCGCAUCAUCUGGGACGCAGCAGCAACGGUCGAUGGAUCGUCGUUAAACAGUCAUCUUUUGAAGGGACCAGACCAGCUCACUGCACUCCCCUCGGUACUUUUCCGCUUUCGACAGUUUGGCAUAGCGUAUCCUCGGGCAUCCCAGCGUAUAGUCGACAACCAUUAUGUCGAUGACUACUUGGACAGUUUUGAAGAUGAGGAUGAAGCCAAGCAGAUCACAGAGGAAGUUCGUACAGUCCAUCGCAACGGCGGAUUCAACCUGCGGAACUGGAAUUCCAACAGUGGUGCUGUCCUGGAAUUUCUCGACGAGCCAGCAGUAACAAGUGACAAGAACAUCAAUUUAGUCAACAAGGAGCAAACUGAACGGGUUCUGGGGAUGCUGUGGGCAACGAAAUCCGACGAAUUACGGUUCGCCACUCAAAUGAGCGAGGAGGUCAACGAUCUGAUAGAAACCUCUACACGCCCCACGAAACGUCAAGUUCUGCGCUGUGUAAUGACGUUUUUUGAUCCCCUAGGACUGCUCGCAACGUUCCUCAUCCAUGGAAAGGUAUUAAUACAGGAACUGUGGCGAACAGGGAUCGACUGGGACGAGAAAAUUGGAGACGACCAGUUCAAUCGGUGGAGAGACUGGAUACGAAUGAUCCAGUUUAUAGAUACGAUCUGCACUCCGAGAUGUUACUUUGAUUCGGCAACGAGACAAACCUACGAGGACGCUCAGAUACACGUUUUCGUUGACGCGAGUCCUGCUGCAUACUGCUGCGUGGUAUACAUUCGUGUAACAGACCAAGAAGGGUACGGACAUUGCUCGUUAGCAGCUGCAAAGGCAAAGGUGGCACCACUGAAGCCCAUGUCUAUACCUAGACUAGAACUGCAGGGAUGUGUCCUCGGUUCAAGAAUGCUGAAAUUCGUUCAAGAAAACCACUCCAUCGCCUUCACAAAACGAUUUUUGUGGACGGAUAGCACAACAGCUCUUUCGUGGAUCAAUUCGGAUGCAAGCAAUUAUCGACCCUUUGUGGCUCAUCGGGUGGUAGAGAUCCAGGAUUCUACAAACAGUGAUGAAUGGAAAUACGUGCCGUCCUCAUGCAACCCAGCUGACGAGGGGACCAAGUGGGGCAAGGGACCUUACUUUCACUCCGAGAGCCAAUGGUUUGUUGGCCCCCAGUUUCUCACAUACCCUGAAGAACACUGGCCGAGAACUCCUUCAAUAUCUGUUCAAGAGAGGGAAGAACUGCGCAAACCAGUGAUGAACCAUGUGUCCGUAGAACCCCUCAUCAAAUUCGAAAGGUUUUCAAAAUGGGAGAAGCUUCAACGAACCGUGGCAUACGUGUUGCGGUUUCUACACAACCUUAAGCCGCAUCAAAUUAAAGCAGUUGGAGAGUUUCACCAGCAGGAACUACAAGCGGCAGAAGCAGUUAUUAUUCGACAAGAGCAGUGGACGUCGUUUCCGGAGGAAAUGGCGACCCUUACCCAAAGGCAGAAGAAUAGUCUACAAACGAUUUCGAAGGCAAGCAAGCUGUAUCAACUAGUACCGGCGUUGGAUGAACAAGGAGUUAUGCGCCAAAACGGGCGUAUCGGAGCAGCUAAGAAUGUGUCGUACAAUAUGCGGUAUCCGGUGAUCCAUCCAAAGAACGGUGUGGUCACUAUGUUAAUAGUUGACAAAUACCACAGAGCCUACAAGCACGCGAAUCCAGAAACGGUUGUCAACGAAAUCCGCCAGAACUUCGAAAUUCCAAGACUUCGAUCGAUCGUUCGACGAUAUGGACGCCAUUGUCAGUACUGCAAACUUCGAAAAGCAAUACCAUCGAUCCCUCCAAUGGCUCCUCUACCAGCAGCGCGCCUUGCUGCUUAUUGUCGACCGUUCAGCUACGUUGGACUGGACAAUUUUGGCCCUCUGUUGGUCAAGCAGGGACGGGCAAACGUAAAACGAUGGAUAGCACUUUUUACUUGCCUUACCGUGCGUGCUGUCCAUCUAGAGGUUGUAAGCAGCCUGACGACCUCAUCCUGUGUUUCGGCGGUACGAAGAUUCAUCGGACGACGGGGAGCACCAGUAGAGUUCUAUAGCGACAACGGGACGAACUUUCAAGGUGCGGAAAGGCUUCUACGGGGACAAAUUGAGCGGGGAUUGUCAUCGACCUUUACUAGUGCACAAACGAAGUGGCUGUUCAUUCCUCCAGGUGCACCGCACAUGGGCGGCGCCUGGGAGAGAAUGGUGCAGUCUGUGAAAGCUGCCAUGGGUGAAGCUUACGGGGACGGGAAGCUUGACGAAGAAGGACUAUGGACUCUGGUAGUUGAGGCUGAGAGCAUGGUCAAUUCCCGGCCGUUGACGUACCUGCCGCUCGACGCCGAAGAGUCGGAGGCAUUAACUCCCAAUCAUUUUCUGCUUGGGAGCUCCAGUGGAAUAAAAGAACCAAGCCAUGACAUACGUGAUCAACCACGCGACCUUCAGAGGACGUUUCUCGAUAUUCAGGACCAACGGAACUCCUUCUGGAAGCGCUGGUUGCGCGAAUACCUGCCAGUCAUUCGAAGGCAACCGAAGUGGUUCGAUGAAGCAGUUAGGGAGAUCAAAGAGGGAGACUUGGUUCUGAUCACCGAAGAUGGGAAACGAAGCGGAUGGACCCGAGGUCGGGUCAAAAGCGUUAUUCACGGACAAGAUGGGAAGAUACGUCAAGCAAUACUGCGCACUGCUAAUGGAUAUUUGCGAAGACCAGUGACGAAGAUAGCCUUGCUAGAUGUUGGGAGAAUUAGUGCAGUCUUACCCGAUGGGAAGAUGCACCCGGCGGAGGAUGUUACCGCAAGUCUAUUACACCAGUGCCGAAAGGGUGAAGACCAACAGCGGACAAUAGAUGACAGCCGUCAUCGAGAGCGCUAUUGUUACGCUGUCACCGAUCGUUGUACAUGA